This is a messenger RNA of Corylus avellana, 677 nucleotides long. The record is from RefSeq and is a predicted model, not a curated record. NCBI's taxonomy places the organism in Eukaryota, Viridiplantae, Streptophyta, Magnoliopsida, Fagales, Betulaceae.
AGAACUCUCUCCGGCGAGGCCCCUGAAGUUCCACAACAACUCUCAUGCAAUGGUUUGAUUAGAGGGAUGAUGAAGUUUGCAGGAUAUUCUCUGACAGCUCCGUUUACUCCUAUUUAUCCAAAUAUCCUUAAAAACUAUACGAGAUUGCCGUUUGAUAUAUUUAAGAGGAAUUGGACCAAGUCAAGUAGCGUGUCUGUCCAUACUCAAAAAGAUCAAGUACUUGCAAAUGCCGUGAUGGUUGCCGAGCAGUAUCUUCCUCCUUGGUUUAGUGUUGCUCCAAUGAUGGACUGGACAGAUAAUCAUUACAGGACUCUUGCUCGGCUCAUAUCAAAACACGCAUGGCUCUAUACAGAGAUGCUUGCAGCUGAAACAAUUGUUUAUCAGAAGGAUAAUCUGGACAGACUCUUGGCAUUUUCUCCAGAACAACAUCCUAUAGUGCUUCAAAUUGGUGGCAAUAAUUUGGAAAACCUGGUAAAAGCAACCAAACUUGCUAAUGCGUACAACUAUGAUGAAAUCAAUUUCAAAUAAUUCCUUAAUUAUUUGAAAUAAAUUAUUUGUCUAAUUAAACGUACAUGCAGGACAUGUUUGUUACGCUUUAAUUAUUGCGAACACAUGUUGUGGCAUUGUUGCAUAUAUAUAUAUAUAUAUAUAGCUACAGCUCAAAUCAUAGUGAUUAA